Molecule: messenger RNA, 321 nt
Organism: Chlorocebus sabaeus (green monkey)
Lineage: Eukaryota; Metazoa; Chordata; Mammalia; Primates; Cercopithecidae
Product: small EDRK-rich factor 2-like
Source: RefSeq, a predicted model, not a curated record
CCAUCGCCAUGAGCCGCGGUAACCAGCGUGAGCUCGCCAGCCAGAAGAAUAUGAAAAAGCAGAGCGACUCGGUUAAGGGAAAGCGCCGAGAUGACGGGCUUUCUGCUGCCGCCCGCAAGCAGAGGGACUCGGAGAUCAUGCAGCAGAAGCAGAAAAAGGCAAAUGAGAAGGAGGAACCCAAGUAGCUUUGUGGCUUCGUGUCCAACCCUCUUGCCCUUCGCCUGUGUGCCUGGAGCCAGUCCCACCACGCUCGCGUUUCCUCCUGUAGUGCUCACAGGUCCCAGCACCGAUAGCAUUCCCUUUGCCCUGAGUCUGCAGCGG